This is a messenger RNA of Acanthaster planci (crown-of-thorns starfish), 4239 nucleotides long. Its product is annotated as monocarboxylate transporter 13-like. Gene Ontology annotation, biological process: transmembrane transport. The record is from RefSeq and is a predicted model, not a curated record. NCBI's taxonomy places the organism in Eukaryota, Metazoa, Echinodermata, Asteroidea, Valvatida, Acanthasteridae. Gene Ontology annotation, molecular function: monocarboxylic acid transmembrane transporter activity.
CAACAAAUCAGGCUGUUCCUGAAUAUACGAGAACAAGCCGCCCGAACUUAGCCACAGUGUGUGGCUGGAUGGUUACGGGCGCGGCUACCCAACCGUAUACAUGUAAUACAGCUAUCGUCUUUGCUAUUUUUUUUUUUCGAUUCUGGCACACAGGGCAUAUAGUCUGUCACAAGUGCCAACCUAACCUACACCACCAUCACCAGCUUUUCCGUAUUACUUCCGUGUUGCUUUGCACGUCUUGUUUUCACUGUGGUGACGAUUCUUACUCCACAAGUGAAAGGGGACCUACCUGGCAGGCCAGUACUGCGACAUCGCUCUGGUGAGUGACUUGCUUUAAUUAAAGCACUCUUGUGACGUCACCCUAUUCAGUACACAACCACAGGAGUCGAUAUACCAUUUUGAAUGGGAGCCACAUGAAAUUUGCUCACGGACCGUCACGCAAAGCAAGUAUGGCAACACUUCCAAGAUACCAAGAAGGAGGUUGGGGCUGGGCGGUUGUGCUGGCCAACUUCACAAUAGAGCUUGUCUUUUUCGGCAACUUGAAAGCACUCGGAGUUCUGAUUGCUUCUAUGACAGAGGACUUCGACACCGAGCUGUGGGUAGUCGGCUCCAUAGCCUCCCUACAUUAUGCAAUCCAGACUCUCCUAGCACCCUUGGCCGCUGCAAUAGCACGCAAGUUUGGCAACCGAAUCGUAGUAUUUUUCGGCGGCAUGCUCUAUGGAGUUGGUCUAGUAAUGUCAGCUAUGGUGCGACAUGUGGCCAUCUUGGCUGUUGCGCUGGUGGUUAUAUCUGGUUCUGGGGCCGUUUGUACAACGUGGCCAGCACACUCAGAACUAGCUUUCUACUUCCGGGAGAAGUAUGCCCUCGCUGCCUUCGUGACGCUGACGGGAUCUCCUGUCGGUAUGAUGCUGUACGGCCCUGUAACUCAAUUCCUUGUGGACGUGUACGGUUGGCGAGGAGCAAUGCUGCUACUGGGUGGGGUCAGUUUCCAUGUCGUUGUGGCAAGCAUGUUGGUACGAAGACCGCCAGCGUCUUACUAUGCAGUAGAAGGCAAUGUCGAGACAAGUGAUUGUGCGAGUGAGGAACCAGGGAAGUCAUUGAGAUCCAAGGUCUGGAAUGCAGUUGUCUCGGUGUUGUACCUGGAUGUCUUCUAUAGCAUCGAAUUUAUAAUUUUGUCCAUCAUCAGGAUGAUUUACAGCAUUGCCUAUGGUGGAGCCGUUGUCUACAUCGUGUCUAAUGGUUUGGCACUGGGAUUGAGCGCUCGCGAGGCGUCGUUUUUGACAACGGCUUGGGGGAUUGGGAACUUGGCCGGACUGGUUGUGUCUGCUUUGGCUUUACACAUGAAGACCCUGUCGGUCCGCGGCACUGUAGGAAUAGCUGCGAUCGUGAGUGCAGUGGGUUUAGUUCUGGAGCCCCUUGUGUCUAACGUCAUUGGUCAGAAUAUAAUUGCAUUCAUCGUAGGAGCCGGGAUGGGAAUUGCUGUCGAAGCUUUAUUUGUCAUGACGAGGUGUUUACCAUUCGACGACAACGAAUUUGUCAAUGUGCUAGGCUGGCAAUGUUUACUGAGUGGGUUAGCAGUCUCAGUCGGCGAUGUUAUUGCAGGUUGGCUUUAUGACGUGACUGGCAGUUUUCACGCGACAUUCUUCUUAUACAGUGUUGCCAUGGCAACCAUCUUAUUGUGUCUUCUGUUGGAUAUUUUUUGCGCCUCAACCGAGUCAUCUAAUCAAAAUGGAUUGAUGGUCCUUAUGACUUCGUUAUUCCGGAGUGACUCAAUUACACGCUUCAAGGCUUCGCCAAUUCAGCCGUCUAUCGAUUCAUUUCCAUUACAUAGAAGUUGAACUGUUCAACAAAUGACAGUUUGAAAAUCAAAUCUUAAUGUGAACGUUUCUCCAAUACCAGUGUAAAUGCACGUAGACGAGUUUGCCACAUUCACGUACAUCAACAAGCCAAUCAAAAGACAGCUUGUGCAAGUAACAACCACGAUCUCACUAGUUAUCUUCCACCUCCUUUUCCACCCACUGUCAGAUCAGGUAAUCUGGUCUUCCCAAUUUUACAUGACAACAUAACUUACCCUAAGAGCACCACUGUGUUGACCAUGACUUGUACACUGUUAAAAAUUGUCUUGUGCUGCAAUGCGUUUUCUGUAAAAUGUAUCAGUAAUUAAUAGAGAAGCUUUGUAACGGACGUACUUCGUGACUGUACUGUCAUUUUUUGCGUCACAACAGAACCCCGUAACAAGCAUUCUGAAUGUACCAUUUGCUCUGUAACAUGAAUUAACAUAAAGUUGCAUGUUGACUUUGGUGCACAAAACCACUUUCAUUAAAGCUGGUUUUGCCAUUUUUUUCGCGUUUCCUGUUAUUGCCAGUAACAUGUAAUGUUCUUGUAGAGAAAGAAUUUUAUUUUAAUAAUCUUGCGUGCCAAAAAAUAGGAACUGCUGAAACAAAUAUGUGUUUAACCUGCCACCCUGCCAACUUGGACUAAAUUCGUAAGAAAAAGCAAUGCACAUAAAAGGAAGCUAUGUGCCACCAUAGAUUAGUCGAGUAGCGAUUGUGAUAGUACUGCGUCUUUCAGGUUAGGAAAUAUGUCUUAACACAUUAAAUGAAAAUCAAACGUGUCAGUGUCAUCAAUCAACAGCAUAGGUAGGCUCCCUCAACCUUGCAAGCAGCCUCCUUCAACCUCGUCUAAGUUGCUUAUUGUUUUAUUAAAAAAAAAUCUUCAAUCUAACAAAUAAAAUCCUGUUUAUGUACAAAAUGAGCCUCUGUACAUAAACAUGACAUUUUGUAAUAACAACCGACUGGUUUUCUUCUGUCAAAAAGCUUUUGAAUUUUUCUCCCUUGUGUAAAUUUUUUCCACUGGUCAGCUUUGUUUCCACGAGGAAGCAAAGAAUUAGUCACAAAACAUGCAUUUUACACAAGCUUUUGAUAUGCUUUUUGCUAUUUUGAAUGUAGAAAACCAGAUGUCCACCUUUGAGACGCCAUAAUGUAAAUGCAUGUACAUGUAUUAUGCGUUCAUAUUUGAUUCUACCAUAGAACACUAAUCACCAAAGAUCCUGUCCUCGAUGUGAGUGUUUGUGGGUUUGUUUUUGCAUUCAUUCGAUUGAGGUCUUCCAAAAACUUAAAGCACGAACAAAAGGGGAAACAAUAAGGGUUUCCUGGUUGCAAGUAAAUAUUUCUGUGUACAUGUGUGAGUAGAUGUGUGGGGAGCAUUACUCAUAUUCGUUCCUCCCAGUGGUGUAUCAAUCAGGAGAGUUCAAGGAUGUUACCCCGGGGAAAUGUUGCAUUUUUUCACCAUAGGAACUUGAAGCGCCAACACGUUACAAACAGUUCUAGCUUCCUUUUCAUGCAGGGAGAGGUCUUUUACGGAUGAAAAGACAAAGAACACCAUAUUUCAACACUAUGCUCGCAAUUUGUUUGACGCAUAUGGAAGAAUGUUAAUAAGGCACUCUACCACUGACCAAUAGACGCUUUGUGCGGCAGCCAUCUUGCAGGGCAGUUCUUUUAUUUUACAAGGAAAUCUCUUUUGUGCAUACUCUGUGUGGAACAAAUCACUGGCCUGCAAGAUGGCAGCCCUGCAAACCCUUCUGAAGUUCCAAGUGCAUUAACCCCAACAUCUGUUUGGCCAGGACGUGAAGGCUUCUGGGGGCUGUCGCCAAUUCAUUUUAUUAGGGCAACGGCAGAUGUGUGUUCCUCAAGCCUGUGGGAGUCAAAUUCGUGGUAUUCUAAAGCGGACAGGCAAUAUUGUGGUCAAACUUUCAAACGCCAUGGUUUCAAUUUUCAAACUUCAGGGUAAAGUGGUGGACAUUUUUGAACCAAGGCAAGUCUCAACGGUGCCGCCUUGCAAGUACGGGGACGUUUAUUACCGAUUGGUCGAACGAAACUUACAGUGCAAGUUAUCCUUGAAUCAGAUCCCAGUAUUCUCGAAAAACCUAUUUGGUUUCUUUUUAGUGAAAAGGUACACGGCUGUCUGACAUGGCUUGUAGUAUUACAGUUGAAUAACUGUCUUUACAAACUGGACUGUUUCUCUUCUUGUAGCCUUUGCUUCGAAUGGACCAUUAGGUAUUUUAUGUCUAUGUUAAAAUAUUUCCAUCAACUACCUAAAAUAUUUCGAAACAAUUAAAAUAAUUUUACAAGAUAGGAUAGAUGGCAAAACAAUUAAUAAAUACGAAUAACACAAAACUAAAUGCCGUAAAAUGUAAAAAGCAAACCGUGAUGUUUUAAAUAAAACAGACCACAGAUUUCA